GCUCGAGGAGUGUGUGAUAAUGUUUUUAUUUCUGUACAUUUUAAUUUUUGUCAACUUUUGUGAUGGAUCAAAUUUCACAAAAUCUCGUGUUGUUCAUAUUAGUCAAGGAAAUGUGAGAGGAUAUAAAUUGUCUGGUUGGGAUAUCUAUGUAUAUUACGGGAUACCCUAUGCUUCUCCACCAACGGGACGGGAUCGUUACAAGCCACCUCUUCCACCGCCGGUUUGGAAUAAUACACUUGACGCAGUAUAUAAAAACAUUGCAUGCCCGCAGUACUACAAUAAAACUACAAACUACAAUAUAAAGCAUAAUUGUCUCAUAGUCAACGUGUAUGUCCCAGACACAAAUGCGACCAACUUAUCUGUAUUGAUGUAUAUACACAGAGGCUCAUUUCAAACUAAAAACGCAGGGAAAGUACUAUUCAAGAAUAUGAUGCAAACUAAACGACUAAUUGUUGUCACUUUUAACUAUCGCCUCGGUGCUGUAGGGUUUUUAUGUUUAGGCACUAAAAACAUUCCAGGUUAUGCUGGAAUGAAGGAUCAAGUAUCUGCACUGAAAUGGGUAAAAAAAAAUAUUGCUUGUUUUGGUGGUAAUCCUGAAAAUAUUACUAUAGAUGGAACUAGUGCAGGAGCGAAGUCUGCUGAUCUUUUCGUUGUUUCGAAAAUGACGAAAGGGCUUUUCUCUAAAAUAAUCAUUGAAAGCGGCGGAAGCCUGCAAGACAAUAGCAUCCAAGUAGAUCCAAUAAAAAAUGCACUACAAUAUGCAAGCUUAGUAGACUUUCAACCUAAUACAAUAGAACAAUUGGAAGAGUUUUAUCUAUCUGCUUCAAAUGACACCUUAUUUGCUUAUCAUCUGCGUGACAGACAUAAUUAUUUAUUUAAGCCUUGUGUUGAACGAGACAUUGGUCAAGAAAGAUUUCUGGAUGAUAGUCCAUACAAUUUAAUAAAAAAUGGAAACUAUUAUAACUUGCCAAUGCUAUAUGGUUUUACUGCACAAGAAGGUAUAUUAAGAAUGAAAACUUUUGAUGAAUGGAGUGUUCAAAUGAAUGCAAAUUUUGCUUCAGUGCUACCUACAGAUUUAAAUUUCCCAAGUAGACGAGAAAAAGAAAAAGUAGCUCAGCUUGCAAAGCAACAUUAUUUUGGAGAUAAAGACGGAGACAAAUAUUCAUACACAUACAUUUUGUCAUACGUAAACUAUUUUACUGACAUUCUUGUAUAUCCAUUACUAAGAGCGGCUAGAUUGUAUGAUAAAACUGGCAAUGAUAAGCUUUAUUUAUAUCAAUUUGCAUUUGUUGGUGAAGAAUCAAGUCAAAUUAAGUAUACUAAUUUACGUGGAGCAACACACUGUUCACAAGCUGAUGCCAUUCAGGACAGCGAUAAUGAAGGUUGCGUUUCAAAUAGAUAUAAAACAAUAAAGUCUAUAAUGCGAGAAUUGUGGAUUAAUUUCAUAACUUCAGGAGAGCCAGUACCGAAGAACUCUUCGUUAGUUCCAUGGCCACCAUUUAGAUCAGAUUGGGCUUAUAUGAUCCUCGAUGACAAUUUUCAAAUGAAGCGUAUCUAUGAGAAUAGCGCACUGUUUUGGGACCCUAUAUAUGAAAGAUACUACGACAAUCCAAUACCACCUUAUGAUUUUUAGAUAAAACUCACCUUGAGUAUGAAAAUAAAAGAGAGCACGUUUUUGUUGGCAAUCAAUUUUAUCUAUAUAUAUAUUUAGUUACAGCUAGUUAAGAAGAUCUGGUAAAUAUAGAAUGAAUGUGAUUUUAUCUGAUAAUUAAUUCUUGACACGGAGAAUAUGAACAUAUAUGUAUAUAUAUGUAUUUUAAUUACAUUUCCUUUGCACUUCAAUUGCACAGGAACUCCAUAGGAAGUGCCGCUUGCACCUCUCUCUCCCCAAGAGAAGGUCGCCUUCGAUGAAGGCUUAGAGGGUACUUGCCCAAAGCCAACAUCAGGUGGUGUUUAGUGGGUAGGCACUUAGCUUUUACCUGAGUCCCACAUAACCAACGCAAUCUUAGGCUGUGAUGGUAUGCAUGAGCAUUCACCACCUCCCUCCCGUCGUUAGCCCCUUCCCUUUGUCGGGGCGCAAAAAAAAAGAUUAUGGUAUAUGGCACGGGGCCUAUUUCUGCCGUGAAGCAGUAUUGCUAUUUGCUAUCAUCAAUUGCUAUUAUAAUAUUCUAUCUAGUAUUUUCAGCUUUUAAAAAACGAGGAAAAUUGUAGCGGACGCGGUCCUUCAGAAUCUUGUUAAAUAAUUGUAAAUAUUUGUUAACUAUAAGUUUUCCUAAAAUUUUAACAAUAAAAUAAAAUUAAACAACUUUAUUAUUGAUUUUAUUUAUUUUAAUAAAGAACAGUGCAUUAUUACCGCGUGCAUCAUUUAACUCUAAAGUAUCCUUACUGGGACGUAAUUGUUAUGGUUAACCUUAUGGUUUGUAAAGUGGCUUUGGUUCAGUUCAGUGUAGCCCUGUUUCACUGAGACCAAUGUGAUCUACUGUGAAAGACACUGUUAACUAUAGCUCGCUGCUAAGAUUGAUUCUUUUCAUGAAUCUUAUUAUAUAUUUUUCAGUGAGCUGACGUAUCUCAAGUGAUUGAAACAUUGGACUUCCAAAAGAGAUUCUAAGUUUACGCAUUAAAGAACCACAUUCAGAGAGGAUGUGUAAUGGGGUUUCAUCUGCACUAUUACAGAAUCUACACGUUCUGCAAUCUCUGAGGCCUAAGAUUGAGAGGUGUUUGUUUAACCUGCAGUAACCCGUUAGUGUCCUGGUUAGAAUGCGUAAGUUUUCUCUUCUUAGCCCUAGUGACUCAUGCGCAGCCUUCUUGUUCAAGGCAAGGCUUAGGGUUUCGGAGUGGGUUAAACCGGACAAUCUGAGUGUUGCUCGAGAGUUUAAUGCAUUCUUGUGAAAGGAUGUAUCAAGGGUUGAUUUAACAAGACUCCUUGGGACAUCACAGAAGGGCGAAAUUGAAUGCUUUUAGCACCAACUCUUGCAAUUCCGCAUGUCCUGGAACCCAUUGAAGUGUAACUGUUUUUAUUACUACCAGAGUAUUCCGUAUAGUCCGGCAGUUAUCUACAAGCUUUGAGACUGUUCUGUUUGAGCCUUUAGCGGACAGAGCCGCCUGACUAUCUGUGUGGAUAUUAAUACACUUGCUGACGUACCCUUUAUUUAGGAUGCUUUCCGUCCAUUCUAUUAUAGCGUUUACCUUCGACUGGAAAACGGAAGCAUGAUUUCCCAAAUUAACAGAUUUGUCAAAUUUGGGGCACUCUCCGAAGAUUCCACAGCCAACGUCAGAUCCUGACUUGGAUCCAUCGGUAUACCAUUUAAGGAGCCCUUUUUUCCAAGAAAUUAGAUUGUUAAACCAGUCCUCUCUUGUGGAAUUCAAUACUAAAGUUGCCGACGAAGUCAACUUUCGGCAGCAUGGCGUCACUCACCAUGUCUAAUACAGGGCUUCUCAGUAAGGAUUGUUAAAAUAGCCACAGCGAGUUUGAAAGCCAGUAUGGGUCAUUACUGUAUGUAUGCUGGGCCCUCGGCUCCUUUUGUAGAUAUAGGUUUAGGGGUGGCAGGUUUUGAAGUGCAUUUAGAGCUACUCCCAGCGGGGACGUCAUGGCUUCUGUUGUUAUCGCAUGCUGUUCUUGGAACGAUACCUAACUUGGCACUAAAGAAAAAAGCCGCUCUAGUUGCCCGGACGUUUCAGUAGAUAACGGGCUUUUGGGUAAUUUUUCUGCACCAGACCACAGAUCCAUCUGAUAUAAGUGGUAUUGCAAUGGCUGUGUACAGCCAGCCAACGGGCUCUGUUGGGCUUAAUGCCUCAUUUUUGGCAGACAGGACAACUACAAGUACUUAAGGCAAAUUUUUCCUUUUGCACAUUACUAUCCGCUUUACUAUUAUAGGUAAGUUCUGGUCUAAAGUGAGUCCCAGUCAUUUGACCUUGCCGGGAAAAGUAAGAAGCCAUUAGUUUUAAUUUUAAUCACGCCAUCCUUUUUAGAUCAUUUUCAAAGUGUC
Molecule: messenger RNA, 3986 nt
Organism: Leptidea sinapis
Lineage: Eukaryota; Metazoa; Arthropoda; Insecta; Lepidoptera; Pieridae
Product: esterase FE4-like
Exons: 3
Coding region: 20-1633 (537 amino acids)
Source: RefSeq, a predicted model, not a curated record